Heterotrigona itama is the source of this 1611-nucleotide messenger RNA. NCBI's taxonomy places the organism in Eukaryota, Metazoa, Arthropoda, Insecta, Hymenoptera, Apidae. The record is from the annotation of a GenBank genome assembly.
AACGCGGUGGCGAAUGAUUACGCGACCGAGAACCGGAACGGCAAGUUGGAUCCGUCGAUCGAGCGAAUUUUUCGAGGAUCCGGCGAACAGAGAAGCAACGUCGGCAGUGAAACGAGCAAAUCUGUCCACCACGAAGACGCCGACAAACGUCUUGUGAGGAUGAAACGUGACAAAGUGCAAUCCGGCAGUUCGAGAAGCUUGAACGAGGAACGCUCGAUUUCUGACAAACGUGGUAAAAGCAGUUCGAGAAUCAGUCGCUAUUCCAAGGCCGCUCUUCCGAAGCUUCCAGACAAAGAUCACGAGGUCGAUCAAGAGAAAUUCGAGUAUACGGACGAAGCUGAGGAUGAUGCUUCGAGGAACAAAGAGACCAGGUACAAGAGCAACGAUCUCCGCGCGAACGAAGAUUCCGCGGGGUUCAUCGAUCAGGAGGAGAGAUCGAACCUGUACGACGACUUCGAAUCGAAGGACGUGGUGAAGAGAGGAGCCUCCGGAGCUGAGGACUACGAAGAGGUGGACGACGACGCUGUCGGAGCUGCGGAAGACACCGCAGCUCUCAGAAGAAAUUCAUUGAUCCAGGACGAGGAAACUGAGAAGAGAGAGGUACACAGCGACGUUCGAGUGAAGAGGGAACACGAGAACACGAAGGGAGAAUCGGAGAAUUCUGAGGAAAAAUCGGGGAAUCCCGGAGCGUCUGGCGACUCGUCCAGCGAUCGAAAAACAGCAGAGACGUCCUCGAAACGAGACACCGUGUCCGACAACAAAGCGGCCGAGGCAACAGCGAGUGAAGCAGGCAAGGAUUCUAACGAUCAGUCGAAGAAAAAUGUUGCGGAGAAGAGCGAGAAUUGCGGCCAAGGCUCGGGAUCGAAUAAUGAGAAACUGAUCGGCGAGACUGUGAAACUUCAGAACGAGCAGCGCCUGAAUUCGGGAAUCGUGACAGACGCGAGGACCGGCAAUCAGGGAACCGAUUUAUUAUCCGGCAAAGUGGCGGAGUCGAAAGUUGCCGACGUGGCGAACAACGCCGCUGGGGAAGGCUACCAAAGACGAGUGGAAGAGCAGAUUCAGCGGAAGAUCGACUCGAUCAAGGAGCAGAUCAAACGAGAGAUCGAGGAGAGCCAGCGUCUGAGGGAGAUCGAGGAGAACAACGCGAGGUUCGACGAGUUGCGCGAGCUGCAGGAAGGCGAGGCGUCGCUGGCUGGCGAGGACGCUUCCGACAAGUCGCAGACCAACAGCGACAACACCGUGAAACGAUCGACAAAAAGGAGCAAGAGGCAGGACAACGCGGUUCAAGAGUCAGAAACCUCGAGCAAGAAAUCUCGACGAGGAACGACGAUGAGGAAACGAUCGACGACGAAAAAGGAGAAGUUUAAAAAAACGAUGGUUUGCUUUCUCGACCGGCAGUCGAACGAGGACGAAAAGGUGGUAGCAGAGGAGGAUUCUUCGUCGGGGAAGAAGUCGGCUUCGGUGGCGUUACUGAGACAGAGUGACGAGGAGCUGGCACCACUGGCAACAGAGUACGGGGAAGCUUUCGGCGGCUUGAACGGAGAUCCUGGGAUGGAGCUGGCUAGGUUCAAGAGAAUCAAGCGAGUCCUUCGGUCAUCCACCUCGAAGAUC